UUAUUCCCUCCCGCGUCCCUCUCUCCCUCCCGCGCGCAGAAGCAGAGCCAAACGCCAAGACGCAAAGCGAUCGGGAGCUUCCCGAUCCCCCUGUCCUGUAGCCGCGCGUGGGAAAGGAGGCUGCAACUUUUCCUCGGUGCGGCGGCCGGUCCGCGUAUAUAUAGCAAAUGGAGAGGAGCUGGUUCGGGUGGAGGAAGGCGAAGCAGGGCGGAGGUGGCGGUGCCGGCGGCGGCGGCGGGGAGAGGGAGGAGGAGGAUCAGGCCAAGGUGGUGGUGGACGGGUCGGGGAUACGGGAGCUGGUGGAGGACAGGGAGGCGUUCGGCAUGUUCGCGGAGACCAAGUUCCGGCAGCUCGACGCCGACGGGGACGGCCGGCUGUCCGUGCGGGAGCUGCAGCCCGCCGUGGCCGACAUCGGCGCGUCGCUCGGCCUGCCCGCGCAGGGCUCCUCGCCCAACGCCGACCACAUCUACUCCGAGGCUAUGAGCGAGUUCACUCAUGGUCACGGGAACCAAGAGGGGGUGAGCAGGGCAGAGUUCCAGGGGGUCUUGUCCGACAUUCUCCUCGGAAUGGCGGCCGGGCUCAAGAAGGAUCCGAUCGUGAUACUGCGCAUCGACGGCGAGGACCUCAGGGACUUCGUGUCCAGCCCAAGGUAUGAGCCGGCAGUCGCUGCCAUCUUCUCACAAGUUGGGUCUGAAGAUGCCCCUCUCCGGCAGUGCCUGCUAGCCGCCGUUCAGCAGCUCGGCGUCGACCACGGCAUGCCCCCAGCCGCUGACCCUUGGGUGGUAGAGAACGUGGUAGAGCCGGCAUUGCAGCAGCUCUCCGCCGAUGAGCUCGAGCAACCGGCGUCCCGGGACGUCUUCUUCGAGCAGCUGAAGAAGCUGCUGGGCAGUGUGGCGGAACAGCUUCAGGAGCGGCACGUCAUCGUUGCGCACACCGAGAACACCUUCGACGGGAGCGGUGUCAGGAGGCUGCUGGGAAACAAGUUCGAGCUGGACAAGCUGCUGGAUUCUGUGUGGAGGGACGUGCCGGCAGAGCACAAGAAGAAGGCGCCCAAGGACAAGGAGCACCUGCGAGUCGCACUCGAUAAGAUGGCCGAUGCAGCAAGCUUACCACCUCAUGGCGCUGUUGCUCAGGUGGACGCCGUCGUGGACGAGGCGCUCAAGGUGGCGGACGCCGGCGACGGGAAGGCGGUCCAAGAAGGGGAGUUUAAGAAGCUGCUGACGGAGGUCCUUGGGGCCGUGAUGCUGCGGCUGAGCGGCGAACCGAUCUUCAUCUCCACCAGCACAGUCGUCCACGAGCCGCUGUCCAGCUCGUCCGCCCUGUUGCCGUCGCUGGCGGUGGCAUCGCCGCCGAGCGAGUAGCAAUAUGCACAUGAAAGGUAAAUCGUAGGAGAGUGGGCAUAAGGCCUCUCCGUAAGCGGUGCCUGUGGUUGUGCUUUUUAUGUGAUCACGAGCAUUCCUGCUUUGCUAUGUUUGAUUGGAACCUGACGAAAUGCAGCGUUGCAGUUCGUCAAGUACUCUGGUUAAUGUAUAAGUUUGGAAUAAGGCUACCAAGCCAGAAAGACACAUUGUCAAUGGGAAAUGCUACUGAUGCUAUACCACUA
Molecule: messenger RNA, 1603 nt
Organism: Aegilops tauschii subsp. strangulata
Lineage: Eukaryota; Viridiplantae; Streptophyta; Magnoliopsida; Poales; Poaceae
Molecular function (GO): calcium ion binding
Source: RefSeq, a predicted model, not a curated record